Messenger RNA from Xiphias gladius (swordfish), 2143 nucleotides. RefSeq names its product cilia and flagella associated protein 52 (gene cfap52). The transcript has 14 exons. The record is from RefSeq and is a predicted model, not a curated record. The coding region runs from base 132 to 1985 and encodes 617 amino acids. Gene Ontology annotation, biological process: cilium assembly. Gene Ontology annotation, molecular function: protein binding. Lineage: Eukaryota; Metazoa; Chordata; Actinopteri; Istiophoriformes; Xiphiidae.
GACUACCGGGCCCGUUUGAGAAAAUAACCGUAGCGUUUGUUUUCCUGGCAAAAAUUACCUUUAGUGAUGAAAGAAGGCCUUGUUGUUACACCCAACAGGAGAUAGAGAUAAUAGAUUUGUUUUUUUCAGCCAUGGCUCUUGAAACACACGGCGUGUCUCAACUUGAACUCGAGGCUGUUAUUGGAUUCAACGGGCAUGUGUUUUCUGGCUUGAGAGUCCACCCAGACGGAGAGCACCUCAUCUAUCCCCUGGGAUGUACAGUCAUUCUGAAGAGAAUAAAAGAUGACAAGCAGGAGUUCCUACAUGGACACACAAACAAUGUAUCAUGUAUUUCAGUGUCCAAAAGUGGAUUAUAUAUUGCCUCUGGACAGGUCAACUUCAUGGGCUUUAAGGCUACAAUAAUUAUCUGGGACUAUGCACAGCGAGCAAUUUAUGCCCAACUGCAGCUCCACAAGGCUAAAGUAGAGGCACUGGCCUUCUCUCCCAAUGACAAGUACUUGGUGUCUCUUGGGGGUCAGGAUGAUGGCAGUAUAGUCGUAUGGAAUAUUGAGACCAAGCAAGCCAUCUGUGGAAGCCCAGCUUCAGCACACAGUGCCGGUCACUGCCUCACUGUGCAGUACUCAAACACAGAUGACAAUAUCUUUGUUUCUGCUGGGAGUGGAACAUUGCGAGUCUGGAAGCUGGACCUUCCCAACAGGAAGAUCAGGCCCACAGAGUGUCAGAGAGGAAAGCUGAAGAGGAUUGUGAAAUGUAUAGAGAUCCAAGAGGAUGAUCAGUUCAUUUUCUGUGGCACCACCAGUGGAGACAUAAUGAAAAUCAACCUGAAGACAGCGCUUCUGAGUGACUGUGGUCCAGUUAAAACAAAAUACAGCCUGGGUGUCAGUGUCCUAAGGAUACUGAAGUCUGGGGACCUGCUUGUAGGCUCUGGAUCUGGCACCUUCACUCUGUGUUCCAGGUCUAACUUCAAAACUCUUAAGAAAGUCCAGCUGGAAAAGGGAGUGACCUCCAUUGCUAUGAGAGGAGAGGGCCAGCAGUUCUAUGUUGGGACAGAGGCUGCUCAGAUAUACCGCUUCAGUUAUGUGGACUUCAAACCUCAACUCAUUUCCACCAGCCACAACAAUGCUGUCAAGGAUGUAGCAUUUUCUUUUGGGACAUCAGAAAUAUUUGCAACCUGCUCUGAGGAGGACAUCAGGUUGUGGCACAUAGACAAGUCCACAGAGCUGCUGCGCAUAACCGUACCGAACAUGACCUGCAAUUCCCUGGACUUCAUGGCUGAUGGACAUAGCAUCAUCAGUGCAUGGAAUGAUGGUAAGAUUCGUGUGUUUGCGCCAGAAAGCGGUCGGCUCAUGCUCAUCAUUCACAAUGCACACAGAAUGGGUGUGACAGCCAUCGCUGGCACCAGGGACUGCAAGAGGAUCAUCAGUGGGGGUGGAGAGGGACAGAUGCGUGUGUGGGAGCUGCAGCCAUGUGGCCAUCGGCUGUUGGAGACCAUGAAAAAGCACAAAGCCACUGUCACUUGUAUCAAAAUCAAGAGUGACGACAAAGAGUGUGUCACUGCCAGCUCUGAUGGUGCCUGCAUAAUCUGGGACAUAGUGAGAUUUGUGAGUCUUCAAAUGGUGAUCGCCAACACACUGUUCAGGACAGUGUGCUACCACCCAGAGGAAUACCAGAUCAUCACCAGUGCCACUGACAGAAAGGUCACAUACUGGGACGUGUAUGACGGCUCUGCCAUCAGAGAACUGGAAGGCUCGCAGUCUGGGGCCAUCAAUGGCAUGCACAUCUCACAAGAUGGCAAACACUUUGUGACAGGUGGAGAUGACAAGCUGGUGAAGGUGUGGGACUACAUGGAAGGUGUAGUAACCCACAUAGGGACAGCUCAGGGUGGCAGUAUCACCAGCAUCAAGAUCUGCUCCAACAACCGCACCUUAGUCAGCACCAGCGCGGAUGGAGCCAUUCUCCGGUGGAGGUUCCCUCACCCUUCUUAAUGUGACACUCCUCGACUCUAGAAGCAACAGCAAGCAACUUCUAAUCCAAUACCACCACACUCUUACUCAAAUUUAUUCAAAAUUCUUCCUUAAUCUCUCCUCUGAGUCAGCAAACAUUGUCAUGAGAAUUUAACAAUCUUACAUUAACAUUGCCGAAU